AUGGGCCACUAUGCCAGUCAGUGUCCCACUAAGAAGAUCGCUGGAGGGGCCACACCACAGCAGAAACCCCAGAAGGCGUUAGCCGAUCGACCCCAAGCUGCGGGGAGAGUGUUUGCACUUACCAAUACUGAGGCCACUCAGUCAGGUGCUACUCACUCAUUCAUCUCUCAAGAGUGUGUGAGUAGGCUUGGACUUGUAGCUCGUGAUUUGGGUUGUGAGCUGGCAGUCUCGACACCUGCAUCAGGGCAAGUAUCCACCAAUCUGGCAUGUCCCGGUUGUGUUAUUGAGGUGGCAGGGCACAAGUUCAAGGUGAACCUCAUUUGCUUGCCAUUGGAGGGACUGGACGUGAUACUCGGGAUGGACUGGCUGUCGGACAAUUGCGUCAUGAUUGAUUGCGAACGGCGCAAUGUGGUAUUUCUUGAGAAUGAUGGGCUACCUUUAAUCUCCAUCCGUGAGGUGGUACAUGAGGCGACUGGUGGAGCUUCUUGUUAUGUGAUAAUGGUGCAGCCGGAGAAGUGA
Vigna unguiculata (cowpea) is the source of this 519-nucleotide messenger RNA. RefSeq lists its product as uncharacterized. NCBI's taxonomy places the organism in Eukaryota, Viridiplantae, Streptophyta, Magnoliopsida, Fabales, Fabaceae. The record is from RefSeq and is a predicted model, not a curated record.